CGCGCAGCUGACGGAGCGAGGGAGGGGGGAGAGGCUGGAGGGAGGCCGCGUUGCCAGUGUGACACACUCCUCGGACCUAUUCGUCGGGUCGCUCCCCUCGUCAGUCGGUACCGACCGCAGAACCGAACCGAGCCCCGGUACAGCGCGCGGACCCCCGCACCGGGCCAACGGUAGGACGGCUGCCGCUGCUUCGGAUGCCCCCCCGUGCCCAGCAGAAGAUGCGAUCGCAGGAGGACAGCGCUCCGUGAGCUCGGUGAGUAGUCCGGUUCUAGAAUCAACCACAAAGCUCGCCUGACCCCACCCGGGAGGAGGAAAUGAAGAACUGACCACGGAGCGGCGAGCAACAGAAGGUAGCUCCUCCCCUCCUCCGCCCGCAUCCAUGGCGGGGCCCAAGCGCCACCGCGACGGGAAGAUCGCCGGCUUGUACGACCUGGACAAGACGCUGGGACGCGGCCACUUCGCUGUGGUUAAACUGGCCCGACACGUCUUCACCGGGGAGAAGGUCGCGGUGAAGGUGAUAGACAAGCACAAACUGGACCCGGUGGCGCGGGCGCACCUGUUCCAGGAGGUGCGCUGCAUGAAGAUGGUGCAGCACCCCAACGUGGUGCGCCUCUACGAGGUCAUCGACACGGCCACCAAGCUCUACCUCAUCCUGGAGCUGGGAGACGGCGGAGACAUGUACGACUGCAUCAUGAAGUACGACGGGGGCCUCGCUGAGGAGGUGGCCAAGUGUUACUUCGCCCAAAUCGUCCACGCCAUCUCCUACUGCCACGGGCUGCACGUGGUGCACCGGGACCUGAAGCCGGAGAACGUCGUGUUCUUCGAGAAGCAGGGCGUCGUCAAGCUCACCGACUUCGGCUUCAGCAACCGCUUCCAGCCGGGGAAGGCGCUCAGCACCUCCUGCGGCUCGCUGGCCUACUCGGCCCCCGAAAUCCUGCUGGGCGACGAGUACGACGCUCCCGCCGUGGAUAUCUGGAGCCUGGGGGUGAUCCUCUUCAUGCUGGUCUGCGGCCAGCCGCCCUUCCAGGAGGCCAACGACAGCGAGACGCUGACGAUGAUCAUGGACUGCAAAUACACAGUGCCUGCACACGUCUCCCGUGCAUGCACAGACCUCAUCGCCCGGAUGCUGCAGAGGGACCCCAAGAAACGGGCGACCCUGGAGGAGAUCGGGGCCCACGGGUGGCUUCAGGGCGUCGACCCCUCCCCGGCCACCAAGCUGUCCACCCCCCUGGUGUCCCAUCGCAGCCUGUCGGAGGAGGAGCACGGCUCCAUCAUCCAGCGCAUGGUGCUGGGGGGCAUCGCAGACCGAGACACCAUAACCGAGGCUCUGGAGUCGAAUCAGUACAACCACAUCACGGCGACAUACUUCCUGCUGGCUGAGAGGAUGCUGAGGGAGAGGCAGGAGAAGGAGCAGCACAGCCAGACGCGAUCACCCAGCCCCAGCAAGGCCCAGUUCAGGCAGUCCUGGCCCACCAGAGUGGACGUUCACCAGGACGUCAGUGACGGCUUGGGGGGUCCGACUAUCUCCCACCCGGGGGGGCCGCAGUCACCCGCCCGCAGCGCCGAGAGCCUCCACAGGCCCAAAACGGCCCUGCUGGACCUCACGCAGGCGUCCAGCCACACCCAGGAGAGGGGGCUCAGGCCUCCGGUGAAGCCCCACUCCAACCCCCUCAGGUUGGGCUCUCUGACCUCAGUGACCCCCUGCAAACCUCGUAGUCCCAGUCUGUUCAGCGUGGAGGAGGACGAGGAGGAAGAAGGCUUAGAUAAAUGUUCGUCGCCCUCCUCGUUUCCCGCUCAGGUGGUGCUUCGUUGCAAAUCCUCUUCCUCCUCGUCCAUGUCGGCUUCCGCCAAUCGCCUGACGUCCCGUAUGAGCGCUCCACUUCUCAACCAGAUCCACGAGGAGGAUAAAGAGGAGGAGGAAGAGGAGGAGGAAGAGGAGGAGAGGAGGGAGCUGCACGGAUUCAGCCCGCCCAAACCCAGCCUGAGCCUCAACCUGAACUCUAGAGUACCCUCACUACCAACGCUCAUGUCAUCGCCCCAAACGGCACCGGUCGCCGCCUUCACCCCCAGCCCGGCGCCUAGUGACGACGAGACGGGGAGCCACCAUGAACCAGAUACGGCCACUGUAGGCAGACAGGCGGGUGAGGGCGGAGGGGGGAGAGAGGAUGGAGAGACAAGGGGAUCGGGGCAAUGCAGUCCCUCCAACUGCACCAGUCCUGGAUCGGGUUCUGGCCAAGGCAAGGGCCCCCCCAAGGCGGCCAGCGGCCUGGUGGAGAGCUUAAAGCUGAUGAGCCUGUGCCUGAGCUCUCAGUUCCACAACCUGACGGGGGGAGGAGGAGGAGGAGGUGGAGACGGAGGCGGCGGCGGCGGCGGCAGCGUCAGCGCCGGCGGCGUCGCGGUCGCUGACGCCCAGGACCUCCCCGUGUGGAGGAUGUGCAUGGGCGGCUCCACCGGCAGCCUGGACAAGGUCUCGCUCCUCGGCGGCCCCUCCCCACGAGGGAACCCGUACCACCAGCAGCCCCCGCUGAGGGACGCGCUGGCCGACCCGCUGCUGGAGGGCUCCUGCGCGGGCACGCUGAGGCUGGGGGAGCUGGACCUGGCCCGGGAGAACCACAGGAACAUGAAGAACCGCGUGCUGCAGAUGCCCCUGAGCGACAAGACGCUGUCCGUCAACAUCCACCGCGGCACCAAGGAGGGGCUGCUGUGCGCCCCCACCCCGCACAGCUGCUGCCAGGUCAUCUAGCCGCUCCAUCUGUCCAUCUCCUCCGCCGCCUCGCUGUUAUUUUGUGCCGUAUUUAACAUUAUUUAACACUUAGGGUGGAGGACGGGGAGGGAGUCCAAACGCCUACUUUGCACAUUCAGAGACGCAAAAAAAAACAACAACAACAAGAAAAACAGAAGUCUCCGUGGAGGACGCUGGGUGCCGAGUAUGUGAAGCACUUUCUGCAGAUUAAACACUAAAGGGGCAUUUCAACCCCGCGAUGCCCCUUCAUCACGGAAUAUGGGAACGGUGCUCACAUCCCUGCUCUUCACACACUUGUAUAUACUGUUUGUACGCACUUUGUGCACGUCCACGCGCACGCCUACAUCACUCUCCGAUAAGCUGGCAAAAGAGACACACCGUGUGUUUGUUGUGUCACGUUACGUGUUGUGCUUGAUGCUGUUUCUUUUCUCCCAGACAAUCAUUUUAUCUGUUUUUUUUUUAUAAAUUCAGAUAUUUUGUGUGUUUUUUUCAUUCAAAGAACAGGGUGAAAAUGGACUCGACGUGUCCACCACAGUGUUUUGUAGUCUUAUCACUGUUUUAUUUUUCUAUAUCAGUUAGUCCAGAGUUUGUACAUAUGUGAAUAACCUUCCUAGCAGUACUCCGUACUCGUAGUAUUGACGGUGAAGUUGUAUCGCAGUAGUGGACCUGAAUACUUAGAACGUUACACGCCAUUACUCUCCACUCCCACUGGAUGUCCACGGCGGGGGUUGAACCCCAGAGCCGAGGUUAGAGUUUAUUACACGAUCACGCGACGGCAGCUCUUUAAAUUCAAAGCGACCGGCUUCUGGGUCGGCGCGUGUUCGCCGCCGUACGUCCCGUGGCGCUCCAGCGUCGCAGUAGCCACAGUUGUAGCACGUUCCGAGACUGAAACAACAAAAAAGGGGGCCCACCGCCCCUUCCAGUGUCGGCCCGUGUGACUGGAUGCGCGACCCGCCGCCGGCGGACUAUAUACCUUGAUCGGUGCAUGCGUCUUUUGCUGUAGCAACGUUAUUCCAUCCACCUGCUGUAUCUACAUAUAAGUAACAGAUUCUCAUGGUCACUUUACCGUAGCCUCACAACGAAACCAGCGACUGCAAAAUGUACAACAAAAGUGGAUGUGCCAUCGAACCUGUCUUGAGCAUAUUGUACUGUACUGUAUAUGAUAGAUACAUAUAUAUAUAUAUAUAUAUAUAUAUAUUAAAAGGAAACUAUGUGAAA
Gasterosteus aculeatus aculeatus (three-spined stickleback) is the source of this 3961-nucleotide messenger RNA. Its product is annotated as SNF-related serine/threonine-protein kinase. Gene Ontology annotation, molecular function: ATP binding; protein serine/threonine kinase activity. NCBI's taxonomy places the organism in Eukaryota, Metazoa, Chordata, Actinopteri, Perciformes, Gasterosteidae. The record is from RefSeq and is a predicted model, not a curated record. Gene Ontology annotation, cellular component: cytoplasm. Gene Ontology annotation, biological process: intracellular signal transduction; protein phosphorylation.